Molecule: messenger RNA, 1971 nt
Organism: Pneumocystis murina B123
Lineage: Eukaryota; Fungi; Ascomycota; Pneumocystomycetes; Pneumocystales; Pneumocystaceae
Exons: 11
Coding region: 1-1971 (656 amino acids)
Biological process (GO): post-translational protein targeting to endoplasmic reticulum membrane; SRP-dependent cotranslational protein targeting to membrane
Cellular component (GO): Sec62/Sec63 complex
Molecular function (GO): RNA binding; transmembrane protein transporter activity
Source: RefSeq, a predicted model, not a curated record
AUGUCUCAAUAUAAUUAUGAUGAAGAGGGGCAUUUUUUCCCAUUUGUUGUCCUUACUUUCUUAAUUAUUAUCUUAAUUCCUAUUACAUUUUCAUUUUUAUAUGUUGAAUAUAAAAAGGAUAAAGAAUAUUGUUGUUUAUGUGAUUUCUGCAAAGAAAAAAAUAAAAUUUUGCAUGAAUAUAGGAAAAGAACAAUUUUAAAACCAAAAAUAUCAAAAAAAGCCAUCUUUAUAUCAGUUGGAUGGUGUCUCGUUGGUUAUGUUAUUUAUCAAAUAUCAUCAAUUAAAGUUGAACAUAAAAUUUGGGAUCCUUAUGAGAUUUUAGGAAUAUCUAUGUCUGCUACAGAAAAAGAGAUAAGAAAACAGUAUAAAAAACUAUCAUUAAAAUUACAUCCAGAUAAAGUGCUCUUAAAUGAAACACAAACUCGUGAAUCAGUUGAAUCUUUAUAUAUCGAGGUAACUAAAGCUUAUAAAGCUUUGACAGACGAUGAUGUCAGAAGAAAUUAUAUUGAAUAUGGACAUCCAGAUGGCAAACAAGAUUUUUCGAUUGGGAUAGCUCUUCCAAAAUGGAUUGUUGAAAGUAAAAAUAAUUAUUAUGUUUUAAGUGCAUAUGCAAUUGCAUUUGGCUUUGCUCUUCCAUACUUUGUCGGAAAAUGGUGGUAUGGGAAUAAAUUAUACACUAGAGAGGGAAUUCAUGCUAAAAGUGCAGAAAGAUUUUUUAAAGGAGUUGAAGAAAUCAUGGUACCAGGAAAAGCAGAAUUAUUGAUCUCUCAAAGUCAAGAAUAUAAAUUUUUGACUGGGUUUGAAGAUGAACUUAAAACUAUUGAACAGAAAAUAUUACAGAAAGACAAUAAAUAUCUAUUACAUAAACAACAAGAUUUAUCUUAUAGAAAAACUUAUUUAUUACUUUAUGCUCAUUUUCACCGUAUUGGUUUACAGUCUUUUAAACUAAGAAAAGAACAAAUUUCUUUACUUGAAUCUAUACUAGCGCUUCAUGCAGGAUUGUUAUCUAUCUCUUUAAUUUAUGGCUUUUUGCAGCCAAUAAUUUAUAUUAUGGAAUUGUCGCAAAGCAUUGUUCAGGGCAUUCCUUCUAGUGGAUCCCCAUUAUUACAGCUUCCUUAUAUUUCAAAGAAAAUUGCUAAAGGAAUACUUGAAAAAAUUGGGUAUCCUAUAACUCUUCAACAAUUCAUUAAAAUUCCAGAAGAAAAAAGAAGAAGUUUGUUAUCGUCAUAUACUGACAAAGAAUAUUCUUUGAUUAUGGAUGUUGCAUCUAAAAUUCCUAUUCUCAAUAUUGUUGAUUCAUCUUUUAAAGUCACUGAGAGUGAUUUUAUUUCUCCGGAUUCUAUUGUUCAAUUCUCUUUUAAAGCUAGAUGUAUUUUUCUAGGAGAGGACGUUGAAGCUAUUGAAUCUGAGUUUGAAAAUAAGACAAGCGAUGAGAAUGAAUUAAAUACACUAUUAGGGUAUAGAAAGAAAAAAAAUGCCGAAGAUUCAGUUGUUCCAUAUGCACAUGUUCCAUUUUAUCCUAAAAAACAUAAACCAAAAUGGUGGGUUUUUUUGGUAGAUAUUAAACACGAUCGGAUUGUUGUACCUCCUAUCUCUAUAACGGAUAUCGGCAAAAGUAUUCGUACUUUUCAAAUAUCUUUUCAAGCUCCAUCUCAAAUUGGUCUUUAUACAUUCCAAAUUCAAGUAAAAUCUGAUACAUAUAUUGGAACGGAUUUCAGAAAGAAUGUUGAAUUUAAAGUAGAUGAAAAUAUUACACCAAAAAACUCUACAAUUAUAAAUAAUGUAUCCCAAAAAAAGAAAUUAAAAAGUUUACAUAAAGAUACAAAAAAGAAUCAUGCAUUACAGGAGGAAGUGACCAAGAAAAACGCUUCAGAUAGUUCUUAUGAAAGUAGUUUUGAUGAAUAUGAUACAGAUAAUAGUUAUCAUAAUAGUACGAGCGAUAGUAGUAGUGACAGUGAUACAAUUAAUUAA